Messenger RNA from Siniperca chuatsi (mandarin fish), 5084 nucleotides. It is a transcript of the gene tmem178, whose product is annotated as transmembrane protein 178. NCBI's taxonomy places the organism in Eukaryota, Metazoa, Chordata, Actinopteri, Centrarchiformes, Sinipercidae. Gene Ontology annotation, biological process: negative regulation of osteoclast differentiation; regulation of cytosolic calcium ion concentration. The transcript has 4 exons. The coding region runs from base 119 to 1144 and encodes 341 amino acids. Gene Ontology annotation, cellular component: endoplasmic reticulum membrane. The record is from RefSeq and is a predicted model, not a curated record.
GUGCUGAUGUGCGUUACCUGCCUUCACCCGCACCUCUGACGAUCCGUCAGUCGGCAUGACAACGCGCUCCAGAGAGCAAACGGGGAACGGCUGACGGGCACGAGGAUGGCAGCAGAAGAUGCUCAGUAACGGAAACAGCAGCGAGAACCGAGCGAACAGCAGCACCGGGACCUGUUCCGGGACCGGGACCGGGAGCGGCUCGGUCCAUGUCCCGGCCAUGGAGAGAGCCCGGCCGGUGACGGUGACGGUGUCUGCGGUGAGCCUCGCGCUCAGCGUGCUGUCCCUACUGCUGCUGGUCACCGCCAUCUCCACCGACCACUGGUACGAGACCGACACCCGCAGACACAAGGACAACUGCGACCGCCACGGAUCCGACUCCAACGACCAGAAGAACCGGGAGAUGCCCAUUUACCACCUGCCGCUGGUGGACACCGGCAGCGGCGGGGCCCGGCAGCGGGACGUGGCGCUGAUGAAGCCCGUGCAUGUGGGCAGCAGAGAGGAGGAACUGCUGGAGAACUGGCGGGCCAUCCUGGGGAUGGGCAUCCUGGAGACCGAGUGCGGCAGGCCGCUGUUCUCCACACACUUCGGCCUGUGGAGGAAGUGCUACUUCAAGAACCUGGACCCGGACAUCGACAAGCUCAUCGACCGGGGUAUCGCAGAUCGAUGCACAGCUGUGAAGUAUCACUUCUCUCAGCCGAUCAGACUCAGGAACAUCCCUCUGAACCUGACCAGGACCAUCCAGCAGGAUGAGUGGCACCUGCUGCACCUGCGGCGCAUCACGGCGGGGUUUCUGGGCAUGGCGGCGGCCGUCCUGCUGUGUGGGAGCAUCGUGGCGUCGGUCGGGUUCUUCUGGGAGGAGAGUCUGACGCAGCACGUCUCCGGUCUGCUGUUCCUGAUGGCAGGGAUCUUCUGCACCAUCUCUCUGUGUACGUAUGCAGCCAGUGUGACCUACGACCUCUCCAGAAACCCCCCCUUCAUCUACGGUCUGCCGGCGGACGUGGAUCACGGUUACGGCUGGUCUAUCUGCUGCGCCUGGGCCAGCCUGGGUCUGACCGUGGCCGCCGGCUGCCUCGGUACCACCUUCCCCUUCCUGAGCCGGGCCGGAGCUCUGCGAUCCAAAACCGCCCGCGAGUCCUCCGUCUGAGCCGCCGGCUGUUUAUCAGAUAGAGGAGGAGCGGGAGGGGUUAAUGACAGAAACCUCGGACAAUGUUUGUUGAAGCAGUCUGCACCAGGUUUAUGUGACCCGGGUUCUGGACAGACUGGAGGCGGGGCGUCAGCCUCCAAGUUCAACACCUGUUUCUAAAAUGUGUUCAAUGAAUUGCACUUUUAAUCUGAAGCAAAGUGUUUCAAAGUGUCCAAAGUGGACAGACGAGUGUCUCUGCAGCACAGCGCCCCCUGCUGAGAGACUGCUGUGGUGUUUAUGAUGUGGACGUUAAUGUAACACACACACACACACACACACACACACACACAGUGUAAUAUUACAGCUGACCCAGCAGUCGAGUCCGAGUCAGUUUGAGAGUUGCUGUUCACACUGAUGUUAACUUACUGUUUCAGAGUCACUCUGUACAGACGCUGGGUUUACACCAGAAUCAGGACCAGAAUCAGUGUUGAUGUGGAUUCAGACACAGCGAGAAGAUGUCACUUCACCUGAUCGGUUGAAGUUGAUGUCACCUGUUGCACACUGGACAGGAUGCUCCUUUCACACAUUUAUUUAUCUAUUAACCUGCGGCCACAGGGUCCACCUGUGCUGAGCUGACAUCAGAAAUAUAAAGCCUCAGUCCAGGUCCAGAACUUUUAAAACCAGAAUUAGUAAUGAAAUCAGACUGGAACAGAAAUGUCACAGAUCUCAACAAUAAAAGUACAUCAUAUACAGUAUUAAGAUGAUUCUGACAGAUUAAAUUACACAACCCACUCAGCUGGUCCAGGUCCUCCACAACUCUGAUCUGUCUUGAGGACACAACAGUCCAUCCAGCCCGAAGCUUUCGCCGCUCAGUGUGCAGUUUAAAAAGUUCAUGUUCUGUCAUAUUAAACCCAAAGAAGUGACGUCCAGAUUCUUAUAAAAAUCAAACAUACCAGAGAGUUUUGUGUCUUUUGUGUCGCUGACAUCAUGACUGCUGUCGGCUUGACUUCCUGAACUCCUUCGACCUUUGAAGCAGAAAGUGAGGAUGUGGACGUCUGGACCAAAACAAUACAAUAAACAUACAACACUGACAAUUCUUCAGACUGAGAUCAGACUCUCCUGCUGCAACAAACACUGAACCUGAUGAUCCAAACCUGCAGGUCCGCAUCAGUCAGUACAUGCACUGUCCCAUCUGAAGCACAGAACGGGAUUUAUUUAAGAUGAUUUAUAAUCAGAUCAGAUUAGUGCAAAAACUGUCUUUACAAGGUUUUUUCUUUCGUAUGGUUUUCUCACAUUUCCGCCUUUUUUCAGAGCAGUAGAAGAAAAUCAGUGUCACAAAUUUACCUUCAGUCCGGUCUUUAGGAAUCAUCCUCAGAUAAAUCAGAUUUAGUUUUUCAGUGCAUGUUCAGGCUAUAAAGAAUCCUUAGAGCUAAUCUUUUCUUUGUGCAGCUGAACGCUGAUGUUUGAUACAGUUAGAAAAUCCAGUGAGUCCUGGCAGAGCACAACAGUCAGUCUGAACUGUAAAAUACUAAACAUAUCUUAAACUAAUUGUCCUCAACAGCAGUUUUGGAUACUUAAAGCUCUUAAAAAGUCAAGCUUCACAGCUACAUAAGAAGGACAGACAGUGUGUGGUACGAGCAGGGCUCGGUAUCAUCUCAAACUUUUUAAUAACAGUGUUGAUAUUAUUGACCAUCUUUAGUUCUGCUACGAAAACAAAACUUUCUUCGAUAACUUACUUUGAGAAAUAAUUUUUUUUUUUUAUUGAACAAAAGACUUCAAAGUUGUUAAACGAAGCAGCUGAACUAAAACUGGAGAUAUGAUGAUUUGAAUCAGGAACUAUCUGAUCAAAGAAGAAGUCAGCAACAUUAUCAGGCUGAUCAUGGUGAUGUUUGAUCUCCAUCAGUACUCACCCCAUGAUCUGGUUUGGGUUCACGUCCACUGCAGAUGUGAUGUUCAGACCUGUAAGAGAAGAUAUUUCAGUACCUGUCGAAGGUUUGGAUCACAGAGUUCAUCCACACGCACUCAGCUCUCUCACACACAGAUGUGUAUAUAAAAAUAUAGUGUUUUUUUACCUGAUAAGAGAGCAUAUGAAUGAAUUGAAGCAGUGUUAUGUAGAAGUCGUUGUUUGUUUAAAUGCAUUCAGCCAUUGGCCUGCGAGCUGAGCCACAGACUGACUCUGACCUGGAGUUUAACCAUUGAGCUGAAUGAGGAACAUCACGUAUAUCUGGAGAACAUGUGGAACAUUUACAACAGAACAUCUGGACCAGAUAAAAACCCUUUACUCAUCAAACAAAGUACAAGUCAACAAACACUGGACCUGAUUCCCCAGUCGACUGGUCUGAGAUCAGAUUAACAUGUUCUCUGCCUCGUCUUCUUCCCACACACAGGAAGUCCAGGUAUAAACUGAUGUGUCAUGUGUCAUGUAACUGACUGAAUGCUGCUGCUUGGUGCUUUAUUAUUUAUUGAAUUUAGGAGUUAUCGUUCCUGCAGUCAUCUUCAGCUCAGUCUCAGAUACUGCAGCAGGCUGGAUGCCACGUCUUUACCCUCUGAAACCCCCUUCUUAAACCCUCAAACACUGCAGGCUGAUGGGGGAGUGAACGUUUCUUCAUCAGGUAUUUCUGAUCAGAUGCAAGCAUCUGUCUGAUACCCCCUAAAACCUCUCUGGCCUCUGAAAUACUCUGAUGCCCACAUCAUUGGGGGUUCAGAGAGUAUAAGAGGGAUCUCUUAUACUCUCUGAACCCCCAAUACACUCUUAAACCCUAUAAAAUCCUUUAGAAAUCCUUCUAAAAUCUUCUGAUACCCCUUCUGUACCCUCUGAUACCCCAUCAUACCCAUCCUAUACUCUCCAAAACCCUCUUACACCCCCUGAUACUCUCAGAUGCUCCCUGAUACCCCAUAUUUUCUCAAAUACCCUCUUUGAGUUUAUCUUCUGAUACCCCCAUUUUCUCUAAUACCCUCCCAUCAUGAUACCCCAUCAUGCCCAUCGUAUACUCUCUGAUCACCCUCAAUACUCUCCUAAACCCUCUCAUAUCCUUGUAUAUAUUCUGAUGCCCUCUAAUUGCCCACCAUGCCCCUCCUGUACCCUUUGUUACCCUCUCAUACCCCAUUAUACUUUUUGAUCCCAUCCGAUACCCUCUUAAACCCUCUAAUACCCUCUGAUAUCCACUGAUGGAUCCUAAAAUCCCCUUAUACCUUAUGAAACUCAUCCUGUACCUUCUAAUACCUUCUGAAACCCCUCCUGUACCUUCUAAUACCUCCUGAAAACCCCUCCUGUACCCUCUAAUACCUUCUGAAACCCCUCCUGUACCUUCUAAUACCUUGUGAAACCCCUCCUGUACCCUCUAAUACCUUCUGAAACCCCUCCUGUACCUUCUAAUACCUUCUGAAACCCCUCCUGUACCCUCUAAUACCUUCUGAAACCCCUCCUGUACCCUCUAAUACCUCCUGAAAACCCCCUUUCUCUCAGAUACCCUUAUAGAGUCUCCCAUUUAUUUGAAACCCCUCCUGUACCCUCUAAUACCUUCUGAAACCCCUCCUGUACCUUCUAAUACCUUGUGAAACCCCUCCUGUACCCUCUAAUACCUUCUGAAACCCCUCCUGUACCCUCUAAUACCUUCUGAAACCCCUCCUGUACCUUCUAAUACCUUCUGAAACCCCUCCUGUACCCUCUAAUACCUUCUGAAACCCCUCCUGUACCCUCUAAUACCUUCUGAAACCCCUCCUGUACCCUCUAAUACCUCCUGAAAACCCCCUUUCUCUCAGAUACCCUUAUAGAGUCUCCCAUUUAUUUGAAACCUCUCCUCUACCCCACUACACCCUUCUGAUACCCCUCCUAUACUUUCUGAUUCCAUCUAAUACCCCAUCAUACCCCUCCUGAAACCCUGUGCUGCCCUCUGCUGGACGCUCAAACUGUCUCUUCAGUCUUCUGAUGUUCAGCUGUAAAUAAACAAUAUAAACAUCA